AUGUUGGAUCGUGCUAUUUGUAUUAAAAAUCGUAGUGGUAAUGAAUGUACCCAUAAUGGAUUAUUAAAUGCUGAAGCAGAAAAUGUGUUAAAUUCUACCCUUCAGGAAUGUCACGACAUUCACGAAAUGGAUGUUGAACAACCGGACCGUACAGAAGUCAAAGAAAAUACUUCUGUUGUAUUAAUCAGUCGUUCAACAACGAAUCUCAGACAUGAAAAUAGUGAUGAUCUUCAAAAUGCUGAACAAACAUAUGAAGAUCGAACUGUUGAUCAACAAGAUCUUAGAUAUAAAUUGGUUGAUUUUGUUCACGAAAUGAAUUUUAUCGAAGAAGUUAGAAUUGCACGCGAAGUUAGACGAGCCCACGGUGAUAAUACUGAAAAUACAUUGAAUUUGGAUGGUAUAUCCGGCUAG
Molecule: messenger RNA, 411 nt
Organism: Didymodactylos carnosus
Lineage: Eukaryota; Metazoa; Rotifera; Eurotatoria; Philodinida; Philodinidae
Source: the annotation of a GenBank genome assembly